UUUUCAAUUUCUCACUAUAUACUCAUCAGUCUCUUACAGCACGCAAAACCCAAAACCCUAGAAACAGAAAAUUGUCUCACUCAGAUUCCAUGGAUUUUCAACAGAACGAAUUCGAUCGUAUCUUGUUCUUCGAGCACGCACGCAAAACCGCUGAAGCUGAAUACGCCAAGAAUCCUCUCGAUGCUGAUAAUUUGACAAGAUGGGGUGGAGCUCUGUUAGAGUUGUCUCAGUUUCAGCCUUUGCCCGAGUCAAAGAAGAUGACCCUUGAUGCUAUUUCGAAGCUGGAGGAGGCUCUUUCUGUGAAUCCCAACAAGCAUGACGCUCUUUGGUGCCUGGGAAAUGCUCUCACUUCACAGGCAUUUUUAAACCCAGAUGUGGACGAGGCUAAAGUUUACUUUGACAAGGCAGCUGUGUACUUUCAACAAGCUAUUGAUGAGGAUCCUUCAAACGAACUCUACCGCAAAUCAUUGGAAGUGGCUGCUAAGGCUCCUGAGCUACAUGUAGAAAUACAUAAGCAUGGAUUAGGUCAGCAAGCAGUAGAGGCAGCUGGUCCAUCUUCUUCUGCUGGUACAAAGACUCAAAAGAAAAAGAAAAACAGUGAUAUGAAGUAUGACAUACUUGGAUGGGUAAUCCUUGCUGUUGGCAUUGUUACAUGGGUGGGAUUUGCAAAAGCGAACCUGCCACCACCACCUCCUCCACCUCCACGAUAAGCGAAGUUAUUUGAUUUGAUACAUUGUUGGUUACUGAGAAUCACAUCUGAUUUGCGCCGCCACUUAUCAUUUCGUUUUUGACUGUUGUAAUGUUUUUCAUGGUGUAACCAUUUACCCUAUUCAUCAUAUGGAAGUUUAUCGUAUAUUACUAUAAUUGAGUUGAGUAGUUAUCAAUGGUGCUUGGAUGUAGAAGGGGCUAGUCCUCCCAAUGAAAUUGUUGAUUCACUUUUAACUAAAAAUAUUUGUUUUCUACGGUGAAAAUAAAGUGAUACUUUUUCCUUAGCUCA
Messenger RNA from Medicago truncatula (barrel medic), 997 nucleotides. Its product is annotated as mitochondrial import receptor subunit TOM20. Gene Ontology annotation, molecular function: protein binding. Gene Ontology annotation, cellular component: mitochondrial outer membrane translocase complex. NCBI's taxonomy places the organism in Eukaryota, Viridiplantae, Streptophyta, Magnoliopsida, Fabales, Fabaceae. The record is from RefSeq and is a predicted model, not a curated record. The coding region runs from base 90 to 710 and encodes 206 amino acids. The transcript is spliced from 6 exons. Gene Ontology annotation, biological process: protein insertion into mitochondrial outer membrane.